Molecule: messenger RNA, 2998 nt
Organism: Marmota monax (woodchuck)
Lineage: Eukaryota; Metazoa; Chordata; Mammalia; Rodentia; Sciuridae
Product: bromodomain and PHD finger-containing protein 3-like
Exons: 2
Coding region: 499-822 (107 amino acids)
Source: RefSeq, a predicted model, not a curated record
ACUUGCUAAUACUGAGCCUUUUUGGUAGCCAUGGUGCUAGGCAAUUUCCUUAAGCAUUCGAGGUGAAUUACAAAGGUUCUAAAGGGAAAUUGAGGGGGGAAAUGACCUCUACUCUUACCUUGUAAAGGACAUUGGGAAGAAGGGGUUUACCUACCUGGUCAGGACAUCAAAGAUACCCCAUUCAGUACCAUCCCUGCAUGAACUUCCCAUUUCUUGUUUCAACUCCAAGGCCUGAUAGUCCAUAAAACAAGUUCUGUCAUCAGGAUUGAUUGGGCAGAGCUGGAGGAUUAGACAGAGUCAUGGUUUCUGUUUUGAAGUGUUGCAGGUCAUGGAUGACACCGGCCUCUCCAUUCCUCAGUUGUGGGCAGAGCUGAGCCCUUGCAUGGCUUAGGUAUAGGGUGUUUUGGCAACUGGUCCUGCACCAGGGGUUCCUGUUCAACCUAUCCUUCCCCACUGAGUGCCCAUUUUCUUUUCUGCCUCCAGAUCAUCGAUCCCAAGAUGCCCCGGGAGGGUCUCCUGCACAAUGGUGUCCCCAUCCCUGUCCCCCCGCUGGACGUGCUGAAGCUGGGAGAGCAGAAACAGGCAGAGGCUGGAGAGAAGCUCUUCCUUGUCCUCUUCUUUGACAACAAGCGCACCUGGCAGUGGCUUCCAAGGGACAAAGUUCUUCCCUUGGGUGUAGAAGAUACUGUGGACAAGCUCAAGAUGCUGGAAGGCCGCAAGACCAGCAUCCGCAAGUCAGUGCAGGUGGCCUAUGACCGUGCAAUGAUCCACCUGAGCCGAGUCCGGGGACCCCACUCCUUCAUCACCUCCAGCUACCUGUAAGGAUGAGGCUGGGUUUGCUUCUGGCUGCCCUGCCUGCCUCCGUCCCAUGGGGCACAGAGAAGCCUCUUCUGCCCAGCCAGAUGUAUGGCCGGCAGUUCCCACUCAUGGCAGGCCAGGGAUUGGACUGUGUCCUCACUUAGGGCAAGGCCUCAGUUUUGACCAAUAACAUGGUUUCCCUGGAGGGCCUGCUGUGUGCCAAAAACUCCCACCUGAGGUCCAUCAGGGCCAUUCCACUGAAGAACCACUUAGAAGUAGAAACAGCUGUGGGGCUUGGGCCCAACAAGGAGAUGGACCUGGCCCAGAAGGCGAGAGGUGCUAGGCUCCUUCUCAAGGGGCUGCCUGGCUCCUCCAGCCCCUUCCCAGCUAACUACACCUCAGGGCAGGCGAGGUUCUGACACUGAUCCCAGAGAUGCUGUGGAUGCGCCAGGGUCCCUUGGGGAAUCCCACUGAGCUCCCCUUCUCCCCCUCGCCAACCCAUUCUCAACCUAUCUUGUCUUCACCCUCUUUCCCUGUUCCUUUCCUUCCUUUCUCUCUUGUGCCAAACUGACAGAAACAUCACCAAACUUGUCUUUUUCUUUAAAGUCUCAUUCCCUUCCUGGCCGGCUGCUAUGCUGGGUGGAUGUCUCUGCCAGGCCCCUCAGGGUCCAGGCAGGGGCCAGCCCACCCGUGAGAACCCCACCCACCAGCACACCUCCCCAUCCCACUGACCUCUGCUGCUGCUAAUAGGGCUGAGCCUGGCCAUCUGAGCAUGCCCCAGGGUGAAGUGGCCCUCUUACCCUCUCCCUGUCUUGCUGUGUCAUGGGCCCAGGCUGGAGUGGGCCCCUAUCAGCAGACCAGGCUGAUUGUGAGAGUAUCCAUCUGUCCCCUGAGAUGCCAUGGGCAGUUGGGAUGGAGCGGUGCCCAUCAGCUGGGUGUGCCCUCUCCCUCCUCCCCUCUCAUGGGCUUUUUUGUUCUGUAACUGCAGCCUUAAAGCUCUCCACCACCGUGGACAGCAUGGCGCUGCCUUCGCACAUCCCCCUGCCUGCACUCUGCCCCAUGGUUCUGCCCCAUGGCUCUGCUGCUCCCUCCUCCCAAACCAGGGAACAUAGCCCUUGAAUUUCAUCCCCUGUCUCCUUCCCUCUUUCUCUUCAACCUCCUCUCCACCACCUUCCCAAAAAAUGGAAGGGAAAAAACAAUACAAAACUGUGAAUGGGGAAUGCUGACUGACAAACCAACGCAGCUUUCAGAGGCUUCUAUGUUUGUUCUCUGGACAUUUCUUUUUUCCUCCUCUUAAACACCAAAGUCGCAGGCCAGCUUGCAGGCCACUGACCGCCAUGUUGAUUUUUAACUUGACGUUCUUUUUAAUUGUUUUAAAUUUUUCAUAGGGGAGUUUUGGACAAAACAAAGUCACUGGGGAGAUCACUGCCAUUUGUACACACUCAACUUUUUAAAAAUACAGCCAACCACACACUGACUUCUUAUACAUUUGGGACAUGAGCCAGAGUUUAAAAGGGAACCAACUAAACUCAAUAACAUAAAGGAUGGGAUUUUGGAUUUUGUACAAUAAAAACAAAAAAACAAAAAACAAUUCAGCAUAUGGCUAGGGAAGGACAUGGUGUAUAUAAUUGUAAAAUACUGUUCUAAAUUAUUCAGGCCUAUACUGUCCAUUACUGGAGUCCUCCAUUGUGUGGCCACACAGUGUGGUUUAUUUAAAGGAGCCUACGCGUCCCCUCUCCCCGGGUAGUUGGUCAACUGUGGACUCUGUGACCUUUGUCUAAACCUGUGUUGUAAGAUCUUGGAGCUCUCUCCCCACUCCCCCACUCCAUGUCUGUCUCUCUCUUCUCUUCCCCUAGCACUUUCUUUUCUUAGUCUAUUUUUCAACCUCUGAAUCCUUCAGUCUCUCUCUGAGUCUCAUUUUUAAAAAUGCUCUUUUAGAACGCGAAACGGCUCAGAUCCUGCUGUGGCAUGGGGCCUGUGUGUCUCUGUCGCGUCUGCUGUGAAGCACAUGAUGCUCUAUUUAUUGUAGAAAGUGACUUUAUUUGCUUUCUAGAAUUGUUUAUAACAGAUGGUAUAAGAGAGGUAAUAAACAGAGAAAAUCUAUGCCUGUAAAGAAUACAAAAGUUAAUUUUACCUACUAUAAUAUGACUGUCGGAAACUUAUUUUCUCUCUGAGAAAUAAAUGUUCUAAUGGGCAGCAA